Messenger RNA from Cantharellus anzutake, 264 nucleotides. RefSeq lists its product as uncharacterized. Lineage: Eukaryota; Fungi; Basidiomycota; Agaricomycetes; Cantharellales; Hydnaceae. Bases 1 to 264 code for a protein of 87 amino acids. The record is from RefSeq and is a predicted model, not a curated record. The transcript has 3 exons.
AUGUCAAGUGCCACAGAUACAGCUGCUCUUUCUGGUCGACUUGACCACCUCCUUGAUUAUGCAAACAAAAAGGCCAGCGUAGAGGCCAUUAUGGUCUUCCCUACCCUGCCUCCUCUCAUUGCAGCUGCGCAAAUUCUAUGUGCUAUUGAAAAAGAGUCCCUGCAAUACAGGUUGACCAAAUACAAUUGCUGGUUCUUCAUCUCUACUGUCCAGGAAGUGUUGCUGCUGAGGUUUGGGGCCAACUAUGAGUCAUCUCAUGGUUAA